UCGGCUUUCGCCGGAGGUGCUGCUGCCGUCGCUUUGCCCCCCCAUCAGCGAUUCGAGGCGCCGCCGGCCGUCGCGGCGCAAAGACAAGUCGUUCUGUGUCCGUCGCUCGACUACUCGAAGGGCACGUGGACUGCAGGUAGAGCCAAGCUUAUUAUCGUGGCUGGCAAUAUUCGGAAUACGCGGAGGACGAUAAAGCAGCGCCCGAAGAUCUGCCGCCGCAAUUCGCGGCCGGGACAGACGUCGUCGUCCCGAUGCCGCCUGCCAACGCCAUGUGGUUCCCGUGGUUGCUGUUGCGAGCGGCAGCGACGUUCCUCUUUCUGUCACCGACAGUUCGAGGUGUCACCGUGCUACAACCGCUGUCGCCGCCACUGUUCUUCAAGGAGGAGCCCCCCGGCUGGGUCCCCUUCCUGAACAGCACGGGUGCCGUUGUGCCGUGCUCGGCGGGCGGUUCCCCGCCUCCCACGGUCACGUGGCGCAAAGCGGACAGCGGCGCGCCCGUCACCGAGCUGCCCGGUCUUCGACAGCUGCGGCCCGAUGGCUCGCUCGUGUUCCCACCCUUCGGCGUGGACCAGUACCGGCCCGACGUGCAUGCCACCAGCUACCGCUGCGAGGCGUCCAACAGCUACGGCAUCAUCGGCAGCAGGGACGUCCGCGUGACAGCCGGUACGUGGCAUGACUCUCGACAGCAUAGAGGACUUGUGCCGGAGUAA
Messenger RNA from Dermacentor andersoni, 710 nucleotides. The record is from RefSeq and is a predicted model, not a curated record. NCBI's taxonomy places the organism in Eukaryota, Metazoa, Arthropoda, Arachnida, Ixodida, Ixodidae.